AUGAGCAUCCACCAUGCUGGUGGAGAUGCUGUGGAGGGCAAGACCAGCCUGCCAUUCUGCACGAUUGGAGCGGGCGACACUUUCAUCGCCGGCAUGCUGUAUGCCUUGACGUGCCACUCCGCGGACUGGGACACGAAGACCAAACUCGAGUUCGCCGUUGAGUUGGCUACUCUUAAGGUGCAAAGGGAAGGGUUCGAGGGUCUUGGCCAGGAUGUCCAACGGUGGCUGUGA
This is a messenger RNA of Parascedosporium putredinis, 231 nucleotides long. The record is from the annotation of a GenBank genome assembly. Lineage: Eukaryota; Fungi; Ascomycota; Sordariomycetes; Microascales; Microascaceae.